AUGAAAUGGUUCGUGACUGAUGGGGUCGGCAAACGAGCAUACGGAUUACCUGAUGUUAAGCCAUCAGCGCCGCCCAUGGACACCCGCAACGGAGGAGUUACGAAUAAUUAUGGAGAUACACUUGAAGAAGCUUUGGCAAACGAGCAGACAUCUUACGUGAUAGAUGGCCAACGAGCUGACGGAUUACCUGAUGGUAAACAAUCAGCGCCGCCCACGGACAUCCACAACAACGGAGGAGUUAAUAUUGCGGCGCCGACCUUUUGGAGAUUAGCGUUUAGGGGAUUUGGAGAAUGGAAAGGGUUUGAGUAA
Molecule: messenger RNA, 309 nt
Organism: Spodoptera exigua (beet armyworm)
Lineage: Eukaryota; Metazoa; Arthropoda; Insecta; Lepidoptera; Noctuidae
Source: the annotation of a GenBank genome assembly